UUAAACUGAAUAGUUAAAUACGGUGGAAUUACAGUGGAAACAGUCAGAAAAACGGAAAGAGGAACAUAGCUUGGUUUUCUGGCUGUUCAUGGUUUCCAUCAGAGUGCCACAGAACUAGCUGCAGCGUGUUUGCUCUGCUGUGAUGUCAAUAGACAACAGGAAAUCAGAUUAAAAGUGCUCAGUCUGCUAGAGUUCCUUCAGAGGUGCUGCUGGCUAAGCAGACUUCUUUUAUUCUACAAAAAAUCCUUGGCGUUCAACAGAAAUUCACCUUUGGAAACAAGAAGACAAAUACAUGGUCCUAGCUCGUCUUUCUGCUUGUGAUCAGCAUCAAAAACACAGUGUUUUCCAUCAUGUCAUUCUAUAAUAUUGAAACUCACUGUAAUCUGACCACUCAGCCCCUGGUUUCAUCCAUAAUGCCUCCUUUGCUCAUCGUCGAGCUCCUGCUGGGUCUCCCAGGGAAUCUGAUGGCGCUGUGGGUCUUCAGUCGCCACCUACGGUCCUGGAUGCCCAAUGUCGUCUAUCUCUUGAACCUGGUCCUGGCUGAUUUCCUGCUCCUAGUGAGCUUGCCCUUCCGUAUUGACCAUAUGCUCCAUGACGAAAACUGGGUGUUUGGAGAUGCUUGGUGUCGCAUCAACCUUUUCAUGCUCGCAAUCAACCGAUCGGCGAGCAUCGGCUUCAUGACUGUGGUGGCCGUGGAUCGAUACUUUAAAGUGGUCCAUCCACACCAUAGAGUGAACUUCAUUACUGUACGGCAGGCCGCUGGGAUCGCUGGCUUCAUCUGGUUUGUGGUGAUCUCAUCGAGGCUUCCUCUUCUGGCGAAUGAUCUCCUGAUCAAGAAGAACAAUUUGUCUCUCUGUCGAAGCUUCAAUCCCUUCAAGGUCCCACCACCAGGAAUCGUGCUCCAUUACAUAAUGUACCUCUCUGAGUUCUUCCUCUCCUUUAUAGUCCUUGUGUUCUGCUCUGCCAGAAUCUACUGUGUCCUACGUCGCCGUCAGAUUGAGAAAAAGAAAAAAGCGCGUCAAACCAUUGGGAUCCUUCUGGUGAUCGUGGCCAUUUUUCUCUUAUGCUUUUUCCCUGGUGUUGCCCUGGGACUGUCUGCACUCUAUCUGAAGUCACUUGGAGAGAAAUACUGUGAAGUCUUCAGAUUCAACGGUGAGUUGUUUGUUUUGGCCAUUGGGUUCACCUACCUGAACAGUGUGCUGGACCCUGUUAUAUACGGCUUUUGCAGCUCCAUCUUUCGAGAUGCUGUAAAGAAAGCCAUCAGUCAGUUUGCACUGGUGAAAUGCAAUCCCAGUCACAACAGAUGGAGUAAGAGUGGAAGUCAUAAUGACCGGACCAAGAGUGAAGGUGACAUCUAAGAAGAUCACAGAUCUUGAUUUCUUAAUAUUAUCAUGAUAUGUUGCCCAUGAUAACAAUGAUACCAUGAUACUUUGAUUCUGCAAUACUCGAUAUAUAACACGCCCAUACUCUACAAUACUUCAAGGCACCUGUGUUACUGAAGGAAAUAGCAUACUCAUUGCUAAAUAUAGCAAAUAUUUGGAUUCAUAUAUGGAUUUAUUGGUCUAUCGUCAGUUUCACAGAAUUUGACAGCCAAUAUUCUUCCCUUUUAGUUUAGCCUAUUCAUUUGAUUCAUUUUGUGCCACCAUGUGGAGUAAUGAAGCAGUAACCUUAAUAAGUUAAAAUGGUGCACAUAGCCUUAGGCAGUUUAAAGUGCCUGUAUUUUAAUAUAAAUAUUUAUAUUUUAUGCAAUGUAUCGAUAAUAUAUCUCAAUACAUCAAUUUAGUAUUUAGUGCUUAAGAUAUCAUAUAAGAUAUGAUCACUUUAGGGCCUACAAAUGCAAAAGGACCUAGAAUGAUGUGCCUUUCCCAAGAAAUCGCGUUCAAACACUGUGAGAUUCAUUUUUGAGGACUAAAUGGAUG
Molecule: messenger RNA, 1919 nt
Organism: Astyanax mexicanus (Mexican tetra)
Lineage: Eukaryota; Metazoa; Chordata; Actinopteri; Characiformes; Acestrorhamphidae
Product: hydroxycarboxylic acid receptor 2-like
Exons: 2
Coding region: 351-1358 (335 amino acids)
Biological process (GO): G protein-coupled receptor signaling pathway
Cellular component (GO): membrane
Molecular function (GO): G protein-coupled receptor activity
Source: RefSeq, a predicted model, not a curated record